AUGGAUCCCAAGCGAGCCGUGGAAGAAAAAGCGAGCGCGCUAGUCAGUGUUUUGAACGGUAGCCAGAUUGAAGCACUGAUAGACCUACUCAGAGCGAUAUCGUGCGUAGCGGCCGCCUCAGGUGACGACACGAACAUCCAAGCCCUUAUGUCUGACUUGGCCCACUAUGUGCAAAGUGCUGGCUGUUUUGAUAUCGUGAAUAAUGUAUCACUCUCCAGAGUUUACGUACCAGAGAACGGACGUGCCCAGCGCGAACUCUCCGAUUCUUUGUACGCCAUGAGUGAAAUCGGCCCUGCUUCCGACGAAGCCAGCAAUCAGCAGGAUAAUCUGAGUUGGGCCGGCGUGGAUAUGGAUUUUGAGGGGGUUAAUUUCGACGACUUAGUGGCGGCAAAUGAACAAGUCGCAACAGCAGUAGUUACACGGAACGAUCAGCAGGGUUUCCUAGGGCCGGAAGCCGCACACGAAGCACCAGUCGCACAGGACGAUAUCAAAAUGCUGUUAUCACUUCUGGAUAGCUCGAAUCCGGAGGAUCUGUUUCCUGAUGCCCCAGACGCGAAUGUGUCGUUCGCAUGGCCUCCGAGGGAGGCCCUACCAUAUACCCAGAUUCCACCUCUUCCUUCGAUACAGGGCGGCGAGGAAUUGGCAGAUGAACAAAUAGGUGAUUACCAGCAGGGUUCUAUCUUCCUGGGUGCCCACUAUACGUCAGAAAAAGAUGAUAAUGUCGUCGUUGAUCUUAUUGGCGACUCCUCGCUGGGCAGCCCCGACUCCAUGCCAACAUUUCCUAUGGAAGACGAUUCUACUCCAGCCACGGAUAAGGAAGCACAGUUUCCUUCCCCGGGAUUUACGGAGGCCCUGUACCAGACCCUGGUUGCCUUAGAGAAUGAAAAUCUCUCGGACGUGUCAUUUACGUGGAUUGCGGACACGCAUAACUUCAGAUACCCGUGGGGCGUGUUCGGGGGUUCCUUCACAAGGACCCUCCUAGAACAGCUAGUUAGGCCCCACGAGAGCGAAGGGGAUGAGACAGUAAAAUACUUCAUACGCAAACGUGCUGUCUCGCAGAGCACAGCUGGCUGCUGCAUGUACUUUCGCCGUGAGCUCGGAGAGAUGCGCCAAAUCGCUGAACGGGUUCUGACUGUGAUAGGCGGGUCUAAAGACUGGUCCUUGGUGGAGGCCCAUCCCCGCCGUGGUUGGCUGACGCACUACACAUGCUCGUCAGACAGUCCCAGCACCGCUCAGAGCCACCGGGCAUGUGAUCACUGUAACUAUAUAUCGGAACAUCUCUCGCUACUACUACGACAGGUAGGCGAGCCUGUUCCAUUCUGGAGAAAGAAGACGCAGGAUGUACCACCAUGGACAACAUCUGACAGCCUAUGGCUGCUGUGGCUUACACGAACAUGGUCAGACACCCUGGAUCUGGCGCAGCCUAUGCCGGCAAAAUACGAAUUGAUGUUGGCCCAGGAGGUACUGGGAGACAUCAAAGCGGUCUAUAGCAGCCAAAUGAUGCUAGGAACAGAUAUGAUUGCGAGUCCGGUCCAGCCUGGCGACCUGUACGGGGCCCUUGAGAGUUUUUGGAUUGACUUUGGGAGCCAGAAUGGCUUCGGCAGAAGGCUCUGGGAACGCCUGGGUCAGUUGGCCGCGAAACCCACCUUAAAGACGAACGAGACCGUUGGGCUCAGCCGCGCCAGCGAACUCCUGCAACUGACCGUCAGUAUUGCUUCUCCUGAAGUUUUCUUAUCGAUCAAGAACUGCUUAGCUGUACUGCGUUCGCAACCUGCGGCACACAGUGUCAUCUUCCCGGAGACCCCUAGAGGGUCAUUCGACGCUCUAUUAAGUCACACCAACCACAGCCAACUCUCAUCCAUUGGAGUCCGAUUGGGUCAGUGGAAGCUAUACCAAAUGAAAAAGGAACUCGGCGGUGACUUGGAGCAAAGUAUCCUUAGCGGCGGGUCUUCCACAGCCCAGGUAACGCUGAACUUGAUCACAGACAUCCUAAAGCAGAACAGGCAGGGAGCGUACUGGGCUCACGUGGUCGACUAUGUGGGCGACCGUGACCCUAACAUACUUUGCCUUCUUCCGCGGACUGGAUCUGACAAUAUGGGAGUGCAAAGUGGUCCGGGAGCUUUGCGCCGAGUUCAGACCUAA
This is a messenger RNA of Aspergillus melleus, 2142 nucleotides long. RefSeq lists its product as uncharacterized. Bases 1 to 2142 code for a protein of 713 amino acids. Lineage: Eukaryota; Fungi; Ascomycota; Eurotiomycetes; Eurotiales; Aspergillaceae. The transcript has 5 exons. The record is from RefSeq and is a predicted model, not a curated record.